AUGAUGUCGAAUCAAAGCACAGCUGCUGCACUGGCGCCGGAGCUGUGGACCAGAAUCGCCUAUUUCUGCGAUGACGAUACAGUACGAACUCUUUGCUCAAAUUCAAUCUCCAGGAGUAUCCGCGAAAGUGCUCUACUUAUCCGUUUUAGGGAUUUGAGCUUCACUGUCAAAUAUCUAUUUCCUGCCAAAGUGGAAAGCCAGGAACUCGAUUCAGAAGAGUAUCGUGCUGUCCUUGUAUCCAAGGUCGACUCUUCUCGUGAAAGAUUUGAUCAGCUUUCUUCUAGUCGAUUUGUCAGCUAUGUGCGCUACUGGCGGUACGAAGGACCUUUUUCAGAGUUUGGGUCCGAGUCGGAUGAUGAUCUGUAUACGAACCAGGAACCGACGAGCGAUCAACUUGCAGCCAGCGAAUACAACGACAUCAUGUGGCCUAUCUUUACAGGAUAUCUUCGGAAGUAUAAUGGAUUAACGGCCCUCCACUUGCAAAACGUUGACAUUGAUGAUAAAGCGGUGGUCUCUGUGAAUGCAUUGGGCAACCUACAAACUCUCGGGCUAGAAAAAGUCAAAGUUUCUACUGCCAUGAAUCUCGGACGUCGUGGAAGUCAUAUACAGCAUCUUUUAUACGUGCCAGACAAGGUCCGCAGCGACUUCAUUGUUCAACUGUACAUAUCUAUGCAGUACUACAAAUUCCAAGAAGUAUGUCUAGAUUAA
Messenger RNA from Psilocybe cubensis, 708 nucleotides. RefSeq lists its product as uncharacterized. Bases 1 to 708 code for a protein of 235 amino acids. The record is from RefSeq and is a predicted model, not a curated record. The transcript has a single exon. NCBI's taxonomy places the organism in Eukaryota, Fungi, Basidiomycota, Agaricomycetes, Agaricales, Agrocybaceae.